CAGGGUGGGAACUACCGAAAAAGCGCCGGACUUUUCCCUCCUUCUCGCCUUCUGGCUCUGGCUGGUGGUACAAGUACUCUUCAACAAAGUAGGUCUACAGUCUACUGGAGUGAGGAUGACUCUUUCAACGAAGAAUUUGAAGAAAACUUGUCAAGAUGAAGUUACGAUGUGAAGUUCAAGUUUCGGAUCACCAGCUCUGCAUUAAAAAGCCAGGGAAAGCUGCUUUUGCUCAAGUAUCAGUUGGACGUAAACCUGGACAUAAAGAUGGUCCAAUCUAUGUGAUGAUAUGUACUGCCCAGAACAGAAAUGGAACAAAAUAUGUGAUAUGGAAAAACUUGAAACAGAUUUUUGGAAAAUUUGUGAAAGAUGGAAAAGCAACCGUUCGUUUCAUGAAUCCCCCUCAUGAUUUGGCUUUUAGUAAGGCAAAUGCCGAUCUUCUGGACACAUUUCUCAAAGUAGUCAAGCUGGUAGCCCAGGGCAAAGGUCUGCCAGAUGAGUCUCUGUCGUCCUUAGCACCAGCAUCACUGAAGCAAGUGGAGCGUCCUGUUACAUCUCUCUCAGUUAUGUCUCCAUCAGAAUAUCCGAUGUCAUUCCCAAAGAGCCUGACAAAACUCAUGAUCUGUAAUUGCAGGUUAAGACGAGUCAGUCCACAUGUCCUUUCUCUGAAUCUCUUGACCACCCUGGACCUCAGUUUCAACAGUCUGUCGAGCCUGCCCGAGCAGAUGUCUCAGCUGAAGAGCCUCACCAGUCUCUCGUUGGCUCACAAUGAAUUUGUCACGUUCCCAAUUGUCCUUUGCAAAACGGAUGUAAGGCGAACUCUGCUGGUACUGGACAUGAAACACAAUGAAAUGCACAGUGUUCCUUCUUGCAUUAAAGAGUGUGAAAAGUUGCAGUCACUGGUCCUAUCGUCGAAUAAGCUGCAUUCUCUGCCACAGUGUCUGGGUCACAUGAAGUCAUUAACGUCUGUGUCUGCCUCAGACAACAAGCUGCAAUAUCUACCAGGAUCUAUGCUGAGGAAGACCUGGGAACUAGCAGACUUCAGCAAUAAUCCCUUUAACCUCAGCAUUGACAAUUCAACACAAGCUGCUUCAUUUGCAGUUCCUUCUCUGGCAGAAUGGAGUGCCCGCUCAGUGGUAAACCAUGAAGUGCAGUUCACGAAGGAAGAUCUUGACUUGCACUCCAUUCAGUAUGUUCAGGGGGCCCACUUCUGCGUGUGCGGAUCAGCAUGUUUUGAGACGAGUGUGAGGGCGACAAAGAAACGCCCACUUUGGGCAACUUCUGCCUAUCAGGGUGAUGUCCCAUUACAAAUGCAUUUCUGUUCUCUGCGCUGUCUGAAAUUGUUUAAUUCUUCAAAAAGAUGACACAUUGUAGGAUCCUGCAUGAAGAAGAAAUGUCUGUGAGUGUAAUUUAUAUUUGCUUUUAUUUAUAAUAAAAUUCAUUGCAAUUUGAACA
This is a messenger RNA of Aplysia californica (California sea hare), 1452 nucleotides long. RefSeq names its product leucine-rich repeat protein 1. The transcript has 7 exons. NCBI's taxonomy places the organism in Eukaryota, Metazoa, Mollusca, Gastropoda, Aplysiida, Aplysiidae. The record is from RefSeq and is a predicted model, not a curated record. Gene Ontology annotation, molecular function: protein binding. Bases 156 to 1361 code for a protein of 401 amino acids.